AUGGACCCCUCCAACCGCGAUGACCCUCCAUCAUUCACUCCCUCUUUCACUCAAAUGUCCACCUCUUCUUCUUCUUCUUCUCCACCACCUCCCCCUCCAACCAUCGAUCCUACGCCUUGGUCCGACCACCUGAACUACUCCUCUACCGACGCGACUCCUCUGCCAGCUUCCCCUCCCGCUGCGUCCUCCUCGUCGCGACUAUCCCCGUCGAAUGCGCCCCCGCGUUCGGAGCUCUCCCAGGCGCAUUCGGCCCCUCGACGCACUACCAGCUCCAACUCUUUGCGAGAUGAGUUUCGUCGGUCUACUCCCAGUUUGAAAAAGCGCUCGUCUACUGCCUCGCUGCGAUCGAUACAUCACGGAAGUGGGGGGUCCCCGCGUCCUACUCUGUCGCGACAGUCUUCGUCGUCCACUUUCGCGACCUCCCCUACCGCCGCGAACACCCCAAACAUGUCGCUCAAAAAGCCCUCUUCAAAUGCUCCGCAUGAGACCCCCCAUCCCACCGCUGCCUCCAUCGCCGCCGGCCACUUCUACAAGGAGCUGGGUCUACACCAGUCCGCGGAUCUACACUCCCAAACCGUCGUUGUCCUUCACAACGCUUGCUACGGCCACCGUUUCUCGCGUCCCCGGUCGACGCGCACAACUUUGAACUCCAUCGUGGAGAGGCCGGAACGGAUUCAAGCUGGGGUUCUAGGUGUUUCCGCUGCCUAUGUCCGCUUGGCGCAUAGGUAUACCGGUGGCCGCUUUGUCCCGCAUCCGGAUCUCAACCCGAGCCAUCUGCCCGUGCCACCAUUUCAGAUUCGGAGGACGGAGCGGACCAUGUCUCUCAGCUCUCCCGCUGUCACACAUGUGCAUGGGGCGAAAUGGAUGGAAGACCUGAAGAGCAUGUGCGAUGCGGCGGAAUCCCGUCUGGCGAUGAAUGGUAAGGAACUGACCCGACCCCGCAGUGCGGGCAAGGACGGCGCCGGCGUGAAUGCGCCCGCGCUUCACGAAGGAGAUCUGUACCUAUGCUCGGAGUCCUUAAACGCGUUCGAAGGCGCUCUUGGAGGCGUUUGCGAAGGCGUCGAUGCCGUCCUUGGUCCUAGUUCAGCGACGCGCGCCUUUGUGUGUAUCCGGCCCCCGGGACAUCACUGCUCGUCAGGCCAUCCUUCCGGGUUCUGUUGGAUCAAUAAUGUCCACGUUGGCAUCUCCUACGCUGCCAUGACGCAUGGCCUGACGCACGCCGCAAUCCUGGACUUUGAUCUGCAUCAUGGCGAUGGCUCGCAGGAGAUUGCGUGGGACCAGAACCAGAAAGCGAUGACCGCUCCCAAGAACGCGGCCAGCUACAAGAAAGCCAUGACGGGUUACUUUAGCCUUCACGACAUCAAUUCUUACCCCUGCGAGGGCGGGGAGCUGGAGAAGGUACGCAACGCGAGCGUCUGCAUCGACAACGCGCAUGGCCAGUCCAUUUGGAACGUUCACUUGGAGCCGUGGAAGACGGAGCGGGAAUUCUGGGAGCUCUACGCUGCCAAAUACACGGUGCUGAUCGAGAAGGCCCGCGCAUUCUUGCGUCUGCAUACAGAGCGCCUUCUCGAGACGCCCCAGGGGCCUCGGCCCAAAGCGGCCAUCUUCAUCUCCGCCGGGUUUGACGCCAGCGAGUGGGAGAGCGCGGGCAUGCAGCGACACAAGGUCAACGUCCCGACCAAUUUCUACGCCAAGUUCACCGCCGACGUAGUUCGAAUGGCGGCCGAGGAGGGCCUAGGAGUCGACGGGCGCGUCAUCAGCGUCUUGGAAGGCGGUUACAGCAACCGGGCUUUGACAAGCGGCGUCCUGAGUCACCUUUCGGGAUUGAGCGACUCGAGGAUGGCUGCUGACAGCGCAGAUGAUCAGCAGAUGAAUCGGUUGGCCGCCGAGAUGUCGGAUCGUCUGGGAAUAUUCGAUGCUGAAUCAGGACCGAAUCCAACUACCCCGUUACCACAGGCCGUCUAUGACAGCGACUGGUGGUCCCCCGUCACGCUGGAGGAGCUGGAAACCUUAGUGUAUCCUCCGCCAGCACCGGCCAAGUCUCGCGAGAAAGCAGCGUCAACUUACUUCGCACCCACGCAGUCAUUCACCGCGAAAGUGGUCGCCACGCCGCGCGAUCGCAGGUCCAACGGCUCGCAGAUAAGCGUGGACCACGAGGCGCCACCAUUACCCCCGGUGGGCUGGGCCACCGCGACGCAUGAACUGUCGAAGAUUCUCAUCCCCAGCGAUCGACAAACCACCAGCUGUCGGCCUGAGGAGCUCAACGCCGAAGCGUCACGCUUGCGGCGGGAGCGACAGACGACCAUCGACGGCGCCGGCAGUGCUACAGCGCCAACCGCCCCCGAGGCAAACCGCAGGAAGCUCCGGGAGAGAAAACCCAAGACUUCACUGCCGAGCACUCCCAGGGUGCAGACCCCGAAACGACAAGCGCCGCGGGACAGCCGCAGGACGACGAUCGACCCCGCCAGUGACCUCCCAGAUGCCACCAAGGACGAGGCCUCGCCCGGUAUGCGUCCGGUCCGCAGAAAGAGCGCUACUUCUGCUUCUACGUCUGCGUCGACACGACCACCGUCUGGGGACCACGUCGUUGGAGAGCCUGCUCCAAGGUCGUCGUCAAGCGGGUAUGGUCGCCCCGGAACUGCAGCGAGCGGUCGCAAAACGAGCAGCUCGCGACCUACCACCCCGAAACGCCCCGCCAGUCCUCGCAAGGCACCUCCGGUUCCUCAAGUUCCGUCCAGCUUUCUUUCAUCUGUGGGAUCUGGCGAGGGAGCGCCAAAAUUGCCGAGCGAGUCGACCGGGGCGACUCCGCCAAAUGACAUGGACAGUCUAGCGGCUGGAGUGCGCAAGCUGAACAUUAAGUUAAAGGUGCCAUCUCCAGAAGAGCACGCUGCUCGCGAACAAAAGGCAGCCGACGAGCGCAAAAAGCAAUUGACCAAGCCGGCAAAGACCCUUAAGUCGCCCGGACUAACUCCAGGCAUCAAAGGAUCACAUCCAUCCACGAGUAAACCGGCCUCGCGCUCGUCCUCGGCCCCCACUAGCUCUCGGGUCGGUCCCCAUACUCUUGCGUCGCAGCCCGCACCAAGUAACGCUGUCAGAACGGAGGAACCGGGACAUCCAAUGGCCUCGCCAGCCGUGGUUCCGGAGGCAACAAUGGUCCCGGGAUCGAACACUGCCUCCGGAGGGUUCGGGACGACCAGUGUUGCAAAUCAGCAUGGCUGGACCGAUCUUGAGGCGGUAUCCAACCCAAAGUCCUCGCAGGUGCCCUCCACCACGACGCCGGGGGACUUGGUCCAGGUCGACGGGUCCCAUUCGACUCUAUUUUCGCCGCCGACCUCUGCCGGUGUGAACAAGCACGGACUGCCUGUCUUCACGUCCAGCAGCCCGAUUCCCUUUGCGUCAACGAGUAGUACUGCUCCGCCCAGCACAUAUGAGACCUCGGAGCGUUAA
Aspergillus melleus is the source of this 3447-nucleotide messenger RNA. It is a transcript of the gene HOS3, whose product is annotated as histone deacetylase hosB. Gene Ontology annotation, molecular function: histone deacetylase activity. The transcript has a single exon. Lineage: Eukaryota; Fungi; Ascomycota; Eurotiomycetes; Eurotiales; Aspergillaceae. Bases 1 to 3447 code for a protein of 1148 amino acids. Gene Ontology annotation, cellular component: nucleus. The record is from RefSeq and is a predicted model, not a curated record.